Molecule: messenger RNA, 3695 nt
Organism: Anguilla anguilla (European eel)
Lineage: Eukaryota; Metazoa; Chordata; Actinopteri; Anguilliformes; Anguillidae
Gene: fam49al
Product: family with sequence similarity 49 member A, like
Exons: 12
Coding region: 498-1472 (324 amino acids)
Biological process (GO): regulation of actin filament polymerization
Molecular function (GO): small GTPase binding
Source: RefSeq, a predicted model, not a curated record
AGAGAGGGAGAGAGAGAGAGGGAGAGAGCGAGAGCGAGAGAGAAACAGAGAGAGAGCGAGAGCCAGUGAGCGUGAGCAUUAGCGAGACAGGAGAGAAAGAGAAAGAGGGAAGCGCAGCGCUGCACUAGCUUUUCUGCGUGAGGCGAGAGCAGACACAGGUUCAGUAUUCCCCGGCCAUCUGGGUCACUCGGAUAAAGGAGCGCUUUCCAAAAAAAAACAAAAGAAAGCAACGCAGGGCCCUUUCUCCACGUGCCGCCCUUUUCCUGGGGACUUCUUGCUUUUUUUUUUUCGUUUUCCAUCCGCGCCCCUCGUCCUUUCUCCCGCCGUCCCCGUUCCCCCUCCUCCUGGCGUGGCUGCAGACGGAGCAGGGCACGGACCGUCGUCCACAGCUCCACCGAACGGCUGCGAGGUGCUGAUGCUGUGUUUCUGAAGAAGCAGAACAGCCCCGGUUGAUGCAGUGAAGAGCUCCUUGAGGAAAAUCGCGAGCAAGGGGACUCAUGGGAAAUCUCCUGAAAGUGCUGUCUUGUGCCGAACUUGAGCAUGGCCAAAUAGUUUUCCUUGACUUUGAACACGCCCAGCCCACAGAGGCCGAGACAGCGGUAUGGAACCAGGUGAGCGCCGUGCUAGAAGAGGCUCAUGGGAUAUUGGCAGAGCUGCAGUCUUACAACGGGGCAGGGCAGGAGAUAAGAGAGGCUAUUCAGAACCCAAGUGACCUACAGCUGCAGGAGAAGGCUUGGAAUGCAGUCUGCCCCCUGGUGGCCAAACUGAAGCGCUUCUACGAGUUCUCCCUCAGGCUGGAGAACGCGCUGCGCAGCCUGCUGGAGGCGCUAACGAGCCCGCCCUACGCCCCCAUGCAGCACCUGGAGCGCGAGCAGGCCCUGGCCAAGCAGUUCGCCGAGAUCCUGCACUUCACCCUCAGCUUCGACGAGCUCAAGAUGACAAAUCCAGCCAUUCAGAAUGAUUUCAGUUACUACAGGAGGACCAUCAGUAGGAACCGGCUAAACAACCAGCAGCUGGAUGCUGAGAAUGAGGUGAAUAAUGAAAUGGCCAAUCGAAUGUCACUGUUCUACGCGGAGGCCACGCCCAUGCUGAAGACCCUCAGCAACGCCACCACUAAGUUUGUGUCAGAGAACAAGACGCUGCCAAUUGAGGACACAACAGACUGCUUGAGCACCAUGGCGUGUGUGUGCAGAGUCAUGCUGGAGACCCCCGAGUACAGGUGCCGCUUCACCAACACGGACACCAUGCUGUUCUGCAUGCGGGUGAUGGUGGGCGUCAUCAUCCUCUACGACCACGUCCACCCCGUGGGCGCCUUCGCCAAGACCUCCAAGAUCGACAUGAAAGGCUGUAUCAAGGUUUUGAAAGAACAGCCUUCAAACAGUGUGGAGGGACUACUGAAUGCACUGAGGUACACAACACGGCAUCUAAAUGAUGACAGCACCUCCAAACAAAUCAGAGCCAUGCUGCAGUGAGAGAGGGAGGAGGGGAGAGAGGGGGGAGUGCAGGAUGGACGGAGAGUGGAGAGAGAGAGAGAGAGAGAGAGAAAAAAAGGCAAAGGAGGUACAAACAGGGGUGGCUGGCAGUCUUGGGCGACCCAACCUCAGAAACCCGUCUGUUUACAAGAAUGAAAUGCAAAACAAUUUCAAUGUCAAUAACCUGAAAGGCGGAGAAAAGAAAAAAAUAUAUAUUGUCAAUCACUCAUCUUCAUGUCUCUCAUUUUGUAAAAAAGGAGAAAAUAUAGAGAUAUAUAUUAAAGUAAAAAAGUGAAAACAGAAUUACACACAAAGUAGAAGAUGAACAUAAAGACAGGAGAGUAAACGGGAAAACUAUAUUAAAAUUCUACGGUCAAGAAAACGAAAAAAGGUCCAUAUUCCAAUGUAAGUCUGAAGAGUAUUUUUGCACUCACAAAGAAAACAAUGCCAUCACUGGUUUUACUGUAAAGAAAAAAAAUCUAGAAAUUAAGUGUACAGUUAAACUCUAUGUACCUGCAUUUUGAUUAAUUUGACUUGACACCAUGGCCUCAUUUUACCCGUAGUCACCUUUAGCCCAUGACAAUGCCUCUUUGCAAUAUGGGUAAUGUAGUUCAUUUUUUCUACACGGCACAAAAGAUAAAUUCCCUCAAUGCCACUACUUCUUCAGUUGAGUUACAGUGAUUUUGAUUGGGCAGUUAUACAUACCGUGUCAUAUAGUAUAAAUAAAUCCAACAGAUAUUAUGAAUAGGCUUAUUACAAAACAUAAAAAAACAUUUUCAGGAUAUUUAAAUCACCAAAUGCAUAUUUCAGAGUGUUAUACAUGACUGUAUAUACUCUAAAAGCACAGUAUGAACACAAGAAGCUAUUUUCUAUGAUGUUUGAAUAAAAUUGGGUGUUUUUUAAAAACACACAGGUAUACAAUAGGAUACUAGAAUAAUUAUUUCACUAGGUAUUUUAUGGCCUUCAACAAAAAGCUAACGCCACACAGAUAGACAAGGAGAUUGGAAACACAAUCAACAUGAAAUAACACCUCGCACCCUAAUGAACUUCUCUCCUUAAUUUGUCUUCACUUUAAAUGGUGCUAUUAGCAUUUAAUGUAAAACGGCCUGAAUCUGCUCCAGUCAUAUCAAUGUGUUCAUCCUGAACCAGUCUCCAGUGUAAUGGGUUAAACCAGGAUCCAUAAUCAAUGCUACAGCACAGUCAACAUCUAUUCGCCAUAGAAAUAUUGCUGUAAUGCUCCUUCACUUUUAACUACCGUAAAUGACUGUUUCUAAACUGUGACCUACCCAACAAGGGGGGUCACGUGCAUGUUACAAUAAGAGAAGAUCCAUUCCCCUUCAGUAUGCAGGCCCCAAUGAUCCUCUAACAAAUAUAUCUCACAGGUGUGCCAUGAGUAGGCCAAGCAUGGUCAUUAAAAAACACAAGCCAAGUUGUUUUCUGGACUGUUUUUAGUCUUGGGGGAAUGUUUUUUUUUUCUUCUUCCAAGAGAACAUAAACUGUCAUCUCCGCUAUGAAAAUAUACUUAAAAGGUAACACGGAAGACAAAGACUAGCUUAGCCGCUGCCCUAAUGCAGAAUGGGAGUCGGGGUCCAAGACCAUGUGACCUCGAGUCCCGUGCAGUUAUGAGAACAAAGCGAGCCGCGGGCGAAGUCGCGAGAGAAACGGUGUAAAUAAGGGCGCGAGUCUCUACAAAAAAAAAAAACCCCAGGCUACUCCACCAGGCAUCAAAGUAGGCUGGGUGUGGAUGGCUAUGAAAAUAAUGUGCUUAUGAUCAACUAGAAAAUCCUUCUUUUAGUAUGAGGCAAUUAAAAAAUAAGUAAUUUAAGUGGGGGAUUUUUUUUAUCAAAGGAGAUAAACGCAGUGCUGUACCGUGGAUGUCCCUAGCCCUUAGAAAGUCAAACUUAAUUUGAUCUUAUAAUAUAUUUUCUAUACAGGUAUAUGUGUACAUGCAUAUACUGUAUAAAUAUAUAGAUGGCAUGUUGUAAAAGUUCUGACGAGACGUGUAAAUACAGUGUUUUUAAUUCAUUUUUAUUGUUCAGUGAAUCUGGAUUGGGUAUGUGUCGUCUAUCUAACCCAUGCUCUUGGCUUGGACCUUUGGACUGGCCGUAGUCAUAGGUUUCAGAUUUAUUACUUCAUAUUGAUGAAAGAAACUGAGAAGGGUGUCCAUUUGCUUGUUAUUUUGUACAUUUUGUGCAACAAUAAACUUGUCAUUUAUUACAUUCA